Molecule: messenger RNA, 2166 nt
Organism: Oryzias latipes (Japanese medaka)
Lineage: Eukaryota; Metazoa; Chordata; Actinopteri; Beloniformes; Adrianichthyidae
Product: cytochrome P450 2K1
Biological process (GO): xenobiotic metabolic process
Cellular component (GO): cytoplasm; intracellular membrane-bounded organelle
Molecular function (GO): heme binding; oxidoreductase activity, acting on paired donors, with incorporation or reduction of molecular oxygen, reduced flavin or flavoprotein as one donor, and incorporation of one atom of oxygen; iron ion binding
Source: RefSeq, a predicted model, not a curated record
AUGGGGGUUUGGGAUACGCUUCUCCCCUCCCUUAGUCCUUCAUCCCUGUUGGGGGCCGGGGUGCUCCUACUUUUAGUAUUUCUUUUUUGUCCCCACAGGACCAGUUCCCAAAAACACAGAAAGGAACCACCAGGACCAACACCAAUUCCCAUUCUUGGCAACCUGCAUCAGCUGGACCUGAAAAGACCUGAUCAAACAUUCAUGAAGUUUGCCAAGAAAUAUGGGUCUGUGUUCACGGUUUACAUGGGCCCCAAAAAAACGGUGGUCCUAACGGGCUACAAGACGAUGAAGGAGGCCCUGGUUAACUACGCCGAAGAGUUUGGGGAACGGGAAGCACCAACGGUGGCGAAGGAAGCGCAUUUAGAUUGUGGUGUUGUUUGGGCAAACGGAGCCUCCUGGAGAGAAAUGAGACGCUUUGCUUUGUCAACUCUCCGGGAUUUCGGAAUGGGCAAAAGAGCAUGUGAGGACAAGAUCAUCCCGGAAUGUCAUUCUCUUUUGAAGGAAAUCAGAAAGUUCCAAGGUGAAGCUUUUGAUCCAACCUUGAUCAUAAACUCCGCUGUCUGUAACGUGAUCUGCUCCAUGGUCUACGGCACCAGGUUUGAAUAUGAUGACCCAGAUUUUAGAACCAUUUUGAGCCGAACAAUGAAAGGAAUCCAACUUCUUGGCUCUCCGGGUGUCCAGUUGCACAACCUGUUUCCAAGGAUUGGCAGACUGUUCCUGUCUGCAAGUAAACAAAUUAACCAAAUAUUCACCGCCAAUAAAAAUUAUCACUUGAAGCUGCUCAAGGAGACCUUCACUCCGCACACAUGCAAGUCUAUUGCAGAUGCCUUUCAGCUGCGCCAGCAAGAGGAAGAUGGUUUUCCGAACAGCCACUUUCAUGAUGCAAACAUUUUGGUAACUAUUAUGAACCUGUUUACUGCCGGUACUGAAACAACAGCAGCCACACUGAGAUGGGCUCUUCUCUUUAUGGCGAAGUAUCCAAAAAUACAAGACCAGGUUCAGGAGGAGCUGAGCAGAGUGAUGGAAGGCCGUCAGGUGACGGUCGAGGACAGACAGAGGCUGCCGUUCACAGAUGCCGUCAUCCACGAAACGCAGAGAAAGGCCAACAUCAUCCCAUUGUCCCUUUUACACAGAACCAGCCAAGACGUCACCUUCAAGGGGUUUUUCAUUGAGAAGGGCACAACAGUGAUUCCAGUCUUGACGUCUGUCCUUUAUGAUGAGAAUGAGUGGGAGAAGCCAAACAUCUUCUAUCCCGCCCACUUCCUUAGCAAAGAUGGAAAGUUCCUCAAGCGUGACGCCUUCAUGCCCUUUUCAGCAGGGCGGAGGCUGUGUCUUGGAGAGAGUCUGGCCAGGAUGGAGCUCUUUCUGUUCUUCUCCACCCUCCUCCAACACUUUCGUAUAGCUCCUCCUCUUGGAGUUUCAGAGGAAGAACUGGACCUGACUCCACGCCCGGGAGGCACUCUCAGUCCUCAACCACAUAAACUGUGUUUGGUUUCACUAAAGUGAUGCAGGUUGUUGACAUGAAACAAGUUUUAAACCUUGUUCAAGCUGAAAUCCACCUCAGAAGAAUAGAAAACGGCCCCAUGAUGCUACCAAAGGCUUUGGGACGUCUGCCGCCACACAUGAAACUCAACUGUUGAAUGAAGUUCAAUUCCAUAACUUCUGUUAAGAAACAGGUUUAAAAAUGAAAGUUGGUGGAACCAGACCAGCUUUUAAAAGUGGUUUCUUCAGGAACCAGUGGAAAUAGCUGUGAAUUAUUCUUCAGCAGCCAGCAAGCAAAGGAACUGAAAUUAUGAACGAUGUUAAGCUUUAGGGAAUAUUUGCCAAAGAAAAUCUCCACAAGAUUUUCUCCUAUAAAAUGUUUAUUAACUGAAGAUAUAUUUACAGAAGUAAAUCUGAUAUAGUUUGUAUGUAAACAAGCAAUGAGGACAAAAUUUAUUUACAUGUAUUAUAUAUACAUAAUACUUAGAAUGAAAACAUCAAAAGAGUAAAUUGCCAUCCAUUUAAAUCUGAUUUCUUUUUAAUUUAAAGUAGUAUUUGGCAUUUAAAUAACAUUUAAAAUAAGACACUAAAAUCAUGUUUUUACUUUGCAGACUGAUUUGUAUUUAUCAUUGUUUUUGUGUCUUUCAAACAACAUAUACCAUUAAUAAAUUUUAUAUAUACAUA